UCCUGAGUCUCACAGGAAUCAGAGCCAACAUUGAAGUCUUCACCGUCAUUCCAUAUAUCCCACUUCUCUGUUUUAGCCCGCAAUGCGGUUCAUUACGCUCCUUGCCGUCAUGGUGGGAACUGCCAUGGCUACCCCUUUUAUCAACUUUAUCCGGAGCACUCCCAACGAAUACACCCAGGCCAAACCUGGAAGUGUUGAAAACAUCAUCAUCACUGAUGAGAACACGCUCAACGGUACGGACAACCGAGAUGCCACUAACGGACGGAUGAUGGACCCCGUUGCGGGCCACCUCCCCCUGAACUUGGUCAACAACUUCGCCGGCGGGCCCCUCAACGCCUAUAUCUCCGGCCAAGACUCGAACGGGCGUGUCGUCUUCCUCAGAAGGGACGGCGGUCUUCACUAUCCCACUUCGGGCGGCUCCCUCAUCCCCAUCCCCGUCAACCACGACGAAAUCGCCAUCCCCCUGCCGAGACGGGGCCAGACGCUCACCAUCACCCUCCCCAUCGCCAUGAGCUCGGGCCGCAUCUACUUUUGCGAGGGCGACCUCCGCUUCUUUAUGGUCUGGACCGGCUGGGGUGACGGCCUAGUACAGCCUUCGAUUGUCAACCUUCAAGAUCCCAGCGCCGGGCUUAACUGGGGCUUCGUAGAGCUGACCCUCACCACCCGGGGCGUCAUCUGGGCCAACAUCAGCUUCGUCGACUACGUCGGUCUCGCCGUAGGCAUGGUCCUCCGCAGCCUGAGCGGGACGGUCCAGGAGGUCCUCGGUCUCCGCUCCACGGCACUCGAAAGCAUCUGCGCAAAUCUCGGGAGACAGGGCCAGGUCGACGGCCGCCCGUGGGCCGCGCACUGCAUCGUCCGCGGCGGCAGGCUGCUCCGCGCGCUUUCGCCGAAGGACUACGCCGACAUCGACCCCACUGCCUUCGAGGACUACUGGACGGGGUACGUCGACGCGGUGUGGGAGCACUACAGGCACAACACGCUGCGCGUCAACCUCCAGAAUGAGCUCGGCGUGGUGGCGUGCCGCGUCAACUACCGGGACGAGCUCGCGUGCGAGGGAGACAGCCGGCCGUACGGGAAACCCACCGCGGGUGAUAUCUGGGGGUGCAACUCGGGUCCGUUCACCGUCUGGGAGUCCGAUAACGGUGUCCAUAGAGCCGUGGUGCCGCGACUUUGCGCCGCUUUCACGCGCACCACGCUCCUUCUCCCCGGGGGGGAUUACCAGCCCGGUCUGGACGCCGAGCACUACUACACGAGGAGUCCAACUUCACACUAUAGCCGCAUUGUCCACGAGCAUGUGAUUGGUGGGAGGGGCUACACUUUUCCCUAUGACGAUGUCAACCCUGACGGCGCGGAGGAUGCUGCUGGUUUGAUUACCUCUCCAGAUCCCGAAUCUCUGACAUUCUUCGUCGGUGGCGCGGAGGUCCGUAGUGGCUGAGCAUUGUGAAUAUGACACCAGACAAUAUCAGAUCACAUUAUGCGUACCACUUUACUCAACGACAUAUGAUCAUCUGCUGCGCAUACAUGAGUUAGGACACAAUGAUGAGAUGGGCACGAGGCUCCCGUAUAUAAGGCAGCUAGUCCGUGUGAUCAGUGGACGGGGCUGAUGACGAUAUUCAGCUGCA
Molecule: messenger RNA, 1622 nt
Organism: Sodiomyces alkalinus F11
Lineage: Eukaryota; Fungi; Ascomycota; Sordariomycetes; Glomerellales; Plectosphaerellaceae
Product: glucanase B
Exons: 1
Coding region: 125-1435 (436 amino acids)
Source: RefSeq, a predicted model, not a curated record